GUGCUGCGGCUUCCUCAAUUAGCUUCAUGACCAAACCUCCAGGAUAACUCAGUGUCAAACUUAGCCUCAGGAAGCUAACACACUUACGGGUAAAGUUGAAUCUUCCCCGCGGUUCUGUCGUGACCGUGGCCGCGGGUGGAGACCGAGCUCGGCGGCGAGCGGUGUUUUAAAAUCCCCGCAUCACUUCAACACAAGUGUCUGGAGGGAGCAGGAUGCUAGCAGCUGUCGCCAGCGAGCCGCUGCAGGAAAUGAGCUGGUUAAGCUAGCUGAGGCUAACUGUUGUCAUGAGGCUUGAUUUCUCCUCUUUAUGCUCGCGCUCGAUGUGAACAACCUCUCCGCGAUGGACACCGAGGCGAUAGUGAUCCGAAUAAAGACACCGUCAGGAGACAUGGACUCAUCCGUGGACUGUCCAUCUCUGCUGAACUUCAAUGACCUGCUGGUCGCCAUCAGAGAUGUCAUGCCUGAAGCUACUGUCACUGCCUUUGAAUAUGAAGACGAGGUGGGAGACAGAAUCACUGUGAGAAGUGAUGAAGAACUCAAGGCCAUGUUGUCAUAUUACUUAAACACAAUGAACGAACAACGCAUGAAUGGACUGCUGCCGGACCCUCUCCAGAUUUUUCCAAGAGCCGGCAAGACUCCAGGGAUCCGGAACAUACAUGGCCUGAAGGUUAAUACAAGACCGAACCCAGCCAAUGACUGCACUCAUGCAGUCCCAGACUCCAUGGCUAACAACAGCUUAAAAAAAUCAUCUGCUGAGCUGAAGAGGAUCUUGACAAAUGGGCAGAUAAAUGCUCAAGAUAUCAACUAUCAAGAGCAGCUGGGCCAUGGAAAUGGAGGCACAGUUUACAAAGCGUACCAUGUUCACGGCAAACGGGUGUUAGCUGUCAAGGUCAUCCCACUGGAUAUUACAGUGGAAUUGCAGAAGCAGAUCAUGUCGGAAUUAGAAAUUCUCUACAAGUGUGAUUCACCUUACAUCAUCACUUUCUUCAGUGCCUUUUUUGUUGAGAACAGGAUAUCCAUAUGCACCGAAUUUAUGGAUGGUGGUUCUCUGGAUGUGUACAAAAGAAUUCCAGAGCAUGUGUUGGGGAGGAUCGCAGUGGCAGUAGUCAAAGGCCUGACGUAUCUGUGGAGCCUGAAGAUACUUCACAGGGAUGUCAAGCCUUCCAAUAUGCUGGUGAACACCCGAGGACAAGUCAAGCUCUGUGACUUUGGUGUCAGCACGCAGUUGGUGAAUUCUAUCGCCAAGACGUAUGUGGGAACUAACGCAUACAUGGCACCCGAGAGGAUAUCAGGAGAACAGUAUGGUAUUCACGCAGAUGUGUGGAGUGUGGGAAUCUCGUUCAUGGAGUUGGCACUAGGCAUGUUCCCCUAUCCACAGAUUCAGAAAAACCAAGGAUCUUUAAUGCCUCUCCAGUUACUGCAAUGCAUCGUUGAUGAGGAUCCUCCGGUUCUUCCCGUUGACCAGUUCAGUGAAAAGUUUGUUCACUUCAUCACUCAGUGUAUGCGGCGGCAACCCAAAGAGAGGCCUGCCCCCAAUAACCUCAUGGAGCAUUCCUUCAUCGUACAGUAUAAUGACGGUAAUGCAGAGGUGGUGUCCAUGUGGGUCUGUCGCUGCUUGGAGGACAGGCGGAUUCAGCAGACUCAGGGACGUGUCUGACGUCCUCCUGCUGUCUGUCCGCCCAUGAUGGACCUGGACUUUUGAUCCCUAACCUUGGACACUUAUCAAAGUCUUCAGGAUCGAGUCCUCAUGCACCGUGCAGGUGACUUCAUGCACACGGACGAAAAUCACCAGAGGUUAAAUACUUAAUGUGAGUAAGUCUCUAUUUAACAGCACUCAUGCACCACAUGCGACAAUGAAGAUCCCUCAUUCUCUGAAGCGAAUAUGAAACUCCGCGUCCAGCGAGUUCAGAGAGAUCUCUGCUUUUUGUGGGUUUCCAGCCGCGGCCUCAUCCCCACGUUUUUUGAGAGUACACAGAAAUGCAGUGAGCGUCUCGAUCUGAUGAAUGAAGUGGUCCUCAUUUAAAGGAGCUGUGACAAUAAACACCUUAAUAAGCACUGCAAUAGGCUGGCAGAGUUUGAUCUGCUUUUUAAGGGUGGCUUCUGUAAUAACCAUCUUGUGCUUUGCUGUUGACAGCCUUCUAGUGAAUGUUAUGGUUUUUGCCUGUGAGUAAAUGCCCAUGUGUGUGCCUGGUUUUCCACUGGUUUAAUUUAUUACCUCAGCAAACAUUUGUUAUCCCCCCAUCUUAAAAAGAUGUCCCUGUUUUCCGCUCCUGGACGAAGCAAGUUUAUUCGUAGGCCACCAUUCAGACUCAAGGCAGUUCAACGUGCUUUGUAGAGGCAUGGAAAUAUAUAUUUUUAAAAAGACAAUACAAACAAGGCAAUUCCAAUUGCUUCACAGAGACAAAGAAUUAUGUAAAAAAAUUUAAAUAAGAAUAAAGAGCACAUUAAAACUAAAUUUAAAAAUCACAAUGAUGAGAACACCUAGUUAAAUAUUAAAGAAGGUUGCGAAUGCCACUGAAAACAUGAGUGUUUUAAAGGAGCAACAGUUUCAGCUGACUUCAGGUUCUUAACGAAGCUUGUUCUACACGAGGAGCAUAGAAACUGAAAGCUGCUUCACUCCCGUUUUGAUUCUGCUGUCAGUGAAUAAACCUGCUCCAGAUGACCUGAGGGCUCUGGAUGCUUCACCAUGUACAAAUAUAUCAGAGAUUUAUUUAGGCCAGAGAACAUUUAGUGUUUAAUAGACAAGUAAUGGGAUUUGAAAGUUUGUCCACUGACCCACAGGAAGCGAGUGCAGUGAUUAAAGGAGCAGUGUUAUGUGCUCUACUUUCCUGGUGUCAGUGAGGACUUGAUGAACUGCAGUCGUCUAACGCACAGAAAAUGAUAAUGCAUGUUUUUCUUGGAGUCCAAUAACUACACCAAGAUUUCACGCUUGAAUUAAAUUGAACUUUUAAUGUAAAAUUUUUAGGUGCCAAAAACAUUUCUUUUAGUUUUUUAAGGUUUGUUCUUGAACAUUUUUAUCCAACCUUGCGAGGUUGUCGUACCGGUGAGUCUUGAGCAGCGCUGCAGCGUUACAGUGGAAUCAAAUCCCAUCUUAUUUUCGAUUCUCAAGCUAACGAUCCAAACUAUUUAUCAUUUACAGUCUUCAAGAGGAACCAGGGUUUUUGUCUCUUUAAACCAGUUUUUAACUCUGUUGCAUAUCUUUUAUUUCCACCAGUACAGCCAACCUGACUUUGAAAGCGGCCAAAUGAGCUGAUGGAGAAAAAAGAUCUGCUGAAACAAUUCUUUACUUUCAUUCAGCAGAAAUUAGCUUGUUUUCGAACCAUCGAGAUGUGGAGAAAUUGCAGACAGAAGCAUAACAGGAACCAAAACCCAACAUUUAAGUUAUUUUAUCCACAUUAUCACCAAAAAACUGUAAUUUUAUUGCAGUGGCCAGUGAGAUCGCUUGACGUUGUGUGGUAAAAUUUAAAUGUGUGUCGCACAUAACACCAAAGAUCACCGAGGGGCCAAAAGGUGAAUUAUAUGACUGAGGCGGACAUAAUGGGUUAAGUGACUAAAAUGAAUUGAUCUGAGCAGGUGUUUGCGUGCAGCCGGUGAAAUGUGUCGUGCUUAAGUGCAAUUAAAUCCCAUUACUUCCACAAAGGCAAAGUAAACAAACCUACAGUGGCACUUAUAGCGUGAGCAAUGCUGAAAGCUUCACGUAAGAGCAGUGCAUUAGCAGAAAAGGCCCAUGGCCCCAUUUUACUAUACAUGAGAUGUGCAGUGUCUUUAGUGUCCUGUUAGUUGUGGUUUUAUCCGCUCUGACACAUGGACAGUAGAUUUUAAUCUCCGGCCUUUAUCUGUAAAUCACCUGCAACCGAGAACACGUUUGUACGUCACACGUGUCCUCAGCCAUGUUGUUCGUAGUUUAAAUCACCUAGUCUACAGAGGGGCAGGAUUUAAAAUCUAUUUUCUUAUUUACAGAAAUAGUUAUCAUUAGCAAAUUAACAUUUGCUUUCCUCUUGAAAUGAUUGUAAUCUGCAGUUCUAAGCUUGUUUUAAUUGCACAGUGCAUUCACGUAAGCAUCGUAGACUGCAAAUAAAGAUGGCCGACGUGUCUCUGGCUCCUUCUAUCAAACAAAAAUAUUCCGAAUGCCGACGCUGCCAUCUUUUGAUGUUUCACCGUGUUUUAUAUCAUCAUCAAAUAAGUUAUUAAAACCAAACUGAUGGGAAAACACUCGAGCAAACAUCAGUGUGAUAAAGCUAAAAUGAACUAAGGACCUAAAGUCGAAUUGAAGGAAGUUCCAACUCAAUUCAAAAGACUCAUUUGCCAAAAGAAGUCAUCGCAGUUUAUCCGUCAUCCGUCUACGCACAUUUUGUUGUGCGAGGUAUCAGCUGUGUGUGGGACGGAAUUCGGACACAGUUCACCAACUUAGUGGAAAUGACCUUUAAUUGGUCAAAGAAGUUUUAUAACGUAGAAUUGAAAUGCCUUGUAGCGCCCUCUACUGGUUGAGCUCAGAACUCAUCAAAACACACUUUCUUUUUUUUUAUUUGAUCCGCGGUCCCAGACUACGGUAAAUGUAUUUUUUUAUUUUAAUGCCUCUUCACAUCCAGUAGUUUAUUAUUUUUUAUAAUAAAUGUUCCUUUUAUAAUUGUGUUUAUUUCAGCCGAUUUCAUUCUGUGUUACAGCCGCAGUUCAGUUUGUGUUUCCAGUUACACUGUUUGUUUGUUUACAGCACGAUCUCCCUCGUAUCUACGUGUUUCAUUAAGCCGUCAUUUGCCUCAGGAAACUGAAACUGAGGCAAAGUUCUCAAGUUUGUGUAAAUAAAUAUACUUUAGGAAAGACGUCUGUGUGCAAUGUCGAUAUUGAUAUUACUCAGAUAAUUUAUGAUCUUCAGAUUUAAAGAUUUUCCUGCUACUAAAAUACAUCAUUGUAGAUUUUCCAAUAGAUCCACGAUGAAUAGAACAUGUACUCUGCAUUUUACUGCAUAUAUUGUUAUAUUCAUAUAACUGUCACUUUGGGUUAGUCAUAUUCUAUCAUACUGUUAAUACAUCUGUCAGAAAGCCACCUGACAUUAAAUUAGCCUAAAUGUGUCUGAAGCUAAACACAUUACAAUCUGGGACAUACUAAUAAAUGAGUGUGAAAAUUUAAAGUGUGUCGUGACUCGUGGCCACUUCCUCCUGCAAAAUGUUAAUGUCGUCUUGCUACCAAACCAAAAAUACAAAUCAUUUCAUGUUUCUGAACAGAUCUGACAAUAAGCUCCAAAACCCAUUUUUAUUUUUGUUUGGCAUUGUACUCAUUGAAAUACGAAUCUGCCUUAUCAGUGAGAAUAUUUAUUAUUUUUUUACUUUCAGUCUGCUUUCUUCAGAGAUCACCUCCCGUGACUCUCUCUCUGUUAUUUCCUGUUUUUUGACUGGCUGAUUUUGGCCUUUUCUGUAAUUAUAAGUGUUGGCGCAUAUUCCAACCUGCACAAAUAAAAUAUGUUUAAA
Messenger RNA from Paralichthys olivaceus (Japanese flounder), 5465 nucleotides. It is a transcript of the gene map2k5, whose product is annotated as mitogen-activated protein kinase kinase 5. The record is from RefSeq and is a predicted model, not a curated record. Gene Ontology annotation, molecular function: ATP binding; MAP kinase kinase activity; protein binding. Gene Ontology annotation, biological process: MAPK cascade; protein phosphorylation. NCBI's taxonomy places the organism in Eukaryota, Metazoa, Chordata, Actinopteri, Pleuronectiformes, Paralichthyidae.